This is a messenger RNA of Triticum urartu, 2044 nucleotides long. The record is from RefSeq and is a predicted model, not a curated record. Lineage: Eukaryota; Viridiplantae; Streptophyta; Magnoliopsida; Poales; Poaceae.
UCUUAACCUUCUGGUGUUUUUCUUUCAGUUCAUGCUGUUCAUCAUGGGAGAGGGUUCCAUUGCCAUGUUGCCUUUAUGGCAUCAAAUUCCCCCGUGCGUUCUCUCAGAUUUACAUCUUCAGGAGAGGCCCUUGCAGUAGGGUAUCAAAAUGGCCAGGUGGCAAUGUUUGAUGCGAGUCAACUGUCCGUGAUAUUCUCUGUGGAUUGUACAUCAGGAACAAAUUCUCCUGUGGUUUCAGUAAGCAUCUACAGUGUAGGUGCAUCUGCUGCAAAAGCAGGCCCGUCCCAGAAAGAGAUUGCUACAAAUGCAAAAUUUCCAACAGAUGUUGUACUUUCCUUAAGUAAGGAUGCACGUCUUACUGUAGUUGACAGCACAAGUGGUCUGAUCAUAAAUUCACUUCUGCUAGAUGAGAAGCAAUCUUCUGCACUUUUGAUGUAUGUCCUCAUAGAUGGUGCUUCAGAUGAAGAGCAAGCCCAAUUACCAGAAGACAAGCUCCCAUGUCAAAGUCAGACAGGGAAAGAACAUGUUCUCGACCAAAAGCAAGUACAAGGAGCUGAAACUAACAAGAAAAGUGCUUCUCUACAUCCACAGAGUGGCGGUUCAGAUUCACUUCUUUUGGUCUGCUUCGAGGAUGUGGUGCUUUUAUUUUCUCUGGCAUCAUUGAUUCAGGGAAGCAACAAGCAUCUACAUAAAACCAAGCUCACAAAAAAAUGCUGCUGGUCAGCAAUUUUUAAGAAUAAGGAUGAUAAAGCUUGUGGGUUGAUAUUAUUUUAUCAGACAGGCAUCAUAGAAUUGAGAUCUUUGCCAAGCCUAGAUAUUCUCGCUGAGAGCUCCUUGAUGGAAUUACUAAGAUGGAGUUACAAGACUGGCAUGGAUAAAACCAUGAGCUCCUCAAAUGGACAAAUUGCUCUGGUUAAUGGAUCUGAAUUUGCAAUCAUCUCUCUUAUAGCCUCAGAGAAUGACUUCAGGAUUCCAGAAUCAUUGCCAUGCCUUCAUGAUAAGGUACUUGCAGCAGCAGCUGAAGCAGCUAUGAGCAUCUCGACAGACCAGAAAGGAAAGCAGAAUCCAGCGGCAGGAGUUAUUGGUGGCAUUAUAAAAGGAUUAAAAGGCAAAGCGGAUGAAAAUGCAAACCUGAGAAAAAGUUUCAAUUCCCAAACCCCCAGUGAACUAUUGGAGUCGAUUUUCUUGAAAGGACCAUAUGUUGAACCAUCACUAGCUUAUCCUGAUGAUCCAAUAGAAGAACUGUCAAUUGAUGACAUAGAAAUUGAUGAUGAAGUGCCCCUAUCUCCUCCGCCAGCAUCAUCCUCUGCUUCUCACAUGAAUAAGAAAGCAACAGUAGAGGACGAGAGAGCGAAACUGUUUGAAGGAUCAAGUGAUGCUGACAAACCAAGAAUGAGAAGUACCCAAGAAAUUCUCACCAAAUAUAAGUUUGGCGGGGAUGCAACAGCAGCAGCUGCCCAUGCGAAGGAUAAGCUCAUGCAGCGGCAGGAGAAACUCGAGAGAAUAAGCCAGCGGACCGCAGAGCUUCAAGACGGGGCGGAAAAUUUCGCUUCACUUGCCCAGGAGCUCGCGAAAACAAUGGAGAACAAGAAGUGGUGGAAACUGUAAACUAUUCGGGGGUUUCACAUCACUGCAUCCUAUCCUACGCAAAGUACGUCCAGCUCUUGGUACUUGGGAAUGCCUUAUUUGCGGGUUGUUAUUAUUUGUCGUGGCAUAGUUCCGCCCAUUCGGCCCCGUCUUUGUGCUGUGUAUAUUUAUGUUCAUGGACAACUGCAGCUUGUCAAGGUGAUUAUCUACCUUGCCACUGACAGACAGACAGCAUGGCUUGUUUGGAUGCAUUAGCUUAGGUUUAUGUUGUAUAUCACCAUGUAAUCAUAUGCACCAUGGGUGGAAAGCGCGGGCGGAACCUACUUACCGUACAUGAUUUCUUUUGUGUGGUCAUUCAGUCGUUCGUUCUGUCUGUAAAGGUAAAAGGAGACAAUAAACUGAACGGCUUACAUUGAGAAACUUCAAAGAGCCCGUGUGGCAUUGUUAGUUGGUGGUA